AUGCUUUGUCGCCUCAUCCAAAUUCUCCUGGUAUCCCUUCCCUUCACGUCUUUCGUCCUCGGGCAAGAGAGAUGGUUUACCACUGCAACUUACAAGAACGUAAACGCGUCAAUCGCGGCUGAUCCUCACGUCCAUUGGGACGCAAGAACGAAACAAUACUGGGCUUACAGUACCGACGGCGCCGACGAAGGUUGGCAUUUUGGGAUUUAUACCUCGCCGGACUUGGGGAUCUGGAGGAAAUUGCCCGGAGGUGCGAUCAAGGCUGAUGCGAGUACUAGUAGGCUAUGGGCAGACGAUUGGUUCUGGGCUCCAGAGUGUUAUUACAAUGAGCAGACGGGGUGGUAUUUCUUAUUCUACGCUGGAAAGAUGCUUAACGGAACUAACGUUGCAAAAAAUUUCAAAUUUCCUGACUUUGAAGAAGCGAGUAAAGUAGGCGUAGCUGUUUCUCGCUCGCCAGAAGGCCCUUUCGUCAACAUCGAUAGUCGUCCGAUUGAUUACUAUCCCUUUGACCCCGACUACAAUGACGUUAAUCUCAUCAUGUCACCACCGUAUCUCGUACCACCCAAGUCCUUUGCAGAAGGCCAGAAAGCUCCUAAGGGGACUUACAUUCCGUUUAUCGACCCCAACGUGUUCUUUGACUACGGUGAAGGUGGCCAACUCGACGGGAUUUACUUGUUCUUUUCCAGGAACUGCUAUAGAAAUUGGAUUUGGGAUGACAAAUACGGGAAGUAUGUGGAGGAAAGCAACAUCUAUGUUGUCAGACUGGAUGAAGCUUGGUGGUGGGACGGUGAGGCAAAGACGAUGCCAGGCGUUCACUCGGAGUUCAGAAAUGUGAACCAAGGAAAGGUCCAAAAUUGGCAGAGCCGUGUCAACGAGUCCUUCCCGGGACCGGACCGGAUGGAUGGAUGGAUUUCGAUCAUUUCUCGAUCCCUGCAAGCACAGAUUUGGGAGGAUGCUCAUGUUUUUGACUACGCUUCGAGCAACGGGACCAAGAAAGAUCGUCGUUGGUCCGAGGGGUCAACGACAGUCAAACACCUGGAUUCAUCCGGACGGCCCGUCUAUUUCCUAACGUAUAGCUCAAACAAUUUCGAGUCCGUGGAUUACGGAGUGGGAUAUGCUUUCUCUACUUCCGUUACUGGACCAUACACCAAAAGCGAUUCCAAUCCGAUCCUUUCGCAGGACGCUAGUCGCUCGAUCUACUCAACUGGUCAUGGUUCGAUAGUUUCCGUCAAGCAAUCCAAUGAGUUUUACUAUACUUACCACGCGCGUUCGUCCCCAGUCGCUCCGCGAUCCCUCUAUAAUGCCCGCUUGUUCAUCGACCCAGACGAGCUUUACGUCGGAUUUGGCUCAAACUGGGGUGACAUGCGUAUUCCCAGCGGAGUUGCGCCGUUGAAAAUGGAGGUCAACCCCAGUUCGUCGGGGUAUCAGGUUGAAGUGAAGAGUGCAGAUGGCACGUCGUUCAAUCUGGACCACCCUGGGAAUCGAGUGAGGGUUUUGGUUAGCGGGUUGCAAGUCGAGGCGCAGAUGCAAGCGGAAGGACUUGUGAAUGUGAAUUUGAUGGACGCAAGAGCGAAGCUUGGCGUCAAUGAUACUGGUGUGACAUUCAGAUACCAAAGGGCGAGAUACAAUUCGAGUGAGGGUUGGGCGGAUGUUGAGCAGUUUCAAGGUGCAGGUAACGCGAAAGAUGCUGAAUAUGUACAAGUUAUCGUAAGACUGUAG
This is a messenger RNA of Marasmius oreades (fairy-ring Marasmius), 1719 nucleotides long. RefSeq lists its product as uncharacterized. Bases 1 to 1719 code for a protein of 572 amino acids. The transcript has 6 exons. Gene Ontology annotation, molecular function: hydrolase activity, hydrolyzing O-glycosyl compounds. Gene Ontology annotation, biological process: carbohydrate metabolic process. NCBI's taxonomy places the organism in Eukaryota, Fungi, Basidiomycota, Agaricomycetes, Agaricales, Marasmiaceae. The record is from RefSeq and is a predicted model, not a curated record.